UGAAUGUCCACGGAGGGACGUGCUGACAUCAAGAUCAGCAGCUUGGCUUCACAUGACCCAUCUGCUGCUGCUGCUGGUGCAUCCAUAGCAACUCAUGGAGGUAAGCGCCAACCACGACAGAACAAAAGAGAGAGGAGCAGCUAUUUCAGAUCUUUCGUUGGUUUGCAGAUGUCUGGCGGUGCUGACGAGAAUGCCGGCAAGCGGCCUCGUGUGGACAAUAUUGACUCAUCGCCAGCUGCUGCUGCUGCUGGAGGUGGGAAGAGGGACCCAUGAAGGGAACAGACCGACUCACUCUUUGAUGGCCGGCUGCCUUUGUUGUGAUGCUCUCUCUCUCUCUCUCUCUCUCUCAGGUGGUGGAUGUAGCACUGGUGUAGCUGUAGAUGGCGGGCAGCCCUCGGACCAAGGGGUGCAUCCCGUCAUAGACUGGGUCAGCAGCACAACCACCUGCAUGGACGACACACGCAGACACACACACUUGAUGGCUCUGUGUGUGUCCGUGUGUUCGUUCAUUCCAUCAGGCCGACAGGGCGAAUGUCCGUCGGCUGGUCCCCUUGUUGAAGAAGAUCAAAUCGCUCGAGGUGCAGACGGCGACCGUGCUGUUAAAGGUGCGACCACUCGUCACUCCCACACUGGCCGACAAGGUACACACACACACACACACACGCCCUUCUCCUUCUGUUUGUGAGUGGUGAUGUGUGUUGGCAGGUGCCCGGCCUGUCGAGUAAGCUGAUGACGGUGGAGCAGUCGGUGGCGUUGCGACACGACACGCUGCGGGGUCUCAUCAAGACACUCGACAGCGUCAAAGUCGCCAAGCCGCCACUCCCUCACCCCAUCGCCAACAAACCCCUCCCACCAGACACCACAAUAACCCAGGCAAGCCACACAUCAGACCAGCCCAAAGAUCCUCACACAUGACAUGUGCGCCCCUGUGUGUGUGGUCAGCUCGGUCGUCCGUGUCUGGACGGCCUGCCGCCCGACGUGGCGCACGACGUGUUGGCCUUCAUGCCCACCAAAGACGCCGCGCCCCUCUCCCGCGUCAACCAGGCCAUCAAGCAGCCCGUCACCGACGACACCAGGGGCGUGUACCGCCAUCUGGUCAUUGGUGUGGACGAGCGAGAGUGGUGGGAUGAGGGCAUUCGGAGCAAUGCCAGGCGGAAGCGCGAGGACCGGCAGAGACCUCGAUACACUGAAGCAGAAACUGGUGUGCCAGCGCAUUCCACCAGCCAUCGAGCGGCCGGGGAGGGAGCAUGUUCUGGUUCUUGGUCAGGGUCGGCUGCGGACGGUGCACAUUAGCUCUCAUUGGAAGGGCCUCGACUUCCCUCUCGACUGCAUCGAGGCCUCCCGCGACACAGUGAGGAGCAUGAAGCUCUACGAGAAGAGACUCGAGAACGACUACGACCUCUCGGGCUUUGAGGAUUACGACUACAGCGUGCCGACUUCACCGUCCACUGUGGCCUUCUCACAGCUGGAGGACCUCUACGUCGAACAGUGGCCAUAUGAUUACGGGUGAGCAGCGGGUGUCUGACGGUCACAGGCAGCUGUGAUGUGUGUUUAUCAUCCCCUCUCUCUCCCUCUCUCUCUCACACACACUGUGUGUCUGUGUGUGUGUGUGUGUGCGUGUGUGUGUGUGUGUGUUCAGGCUGAGGCGUCGCCGUGGGUAAGCAUCAGUGUUCUUCAUGGUCACACAGCUGCUAUGCACUGAUCAUCCCCUCUCUCUCUCUGUGUGUGUGUGCGUGUGUGUUUGUUUAGGUUCCGAGGGUGGCGAUUCCCAUCGCUCCUUCGCCUGCGAGCUCGGGGGUCUUCUUGGGGGAUGAGUGACAUCAUGGAGCAUGCCCCCAAGCUCAAGUCACUGUGUAAGCAGUCACAGUUCUCACAUGCAGCUGCUGCACCCAUGGAUGACUUCUCUGACCCUCCCACCUGUCUGCAGCGAUCGACUGCCUGUUUUUUGACUUCGAUUCCCUCGUUCUGGGAUGCCCGCACCUCACCGACAUCGAGUUGGUGCAGGUGUGCCCCUAUGAAUUCACGUCGACACUGGGCAAGCUGAAGCGUGCUCUCGACCCCAUCUGGACCAAAGAUAGCCUAAAGGGUGCGCCAGCCACCGAGCGAGAACAGACAGAGGAGCCAUCGACAGCGGGCUGGCCGCAAUGUUCUUUGUGGCUGUGUGCAGACGUUGAGAAGAGGCUCGGCCUGGAGUUCGACGGCAGGAUCUCCGUCCCCUUCACCGACCAUCUGCUCCGCCCCACAGGCCGUGAUCAGAUCGGCCUCCCUGCCUUCCUCGACUGGGCAGGUAAGUCGGUACGACAAACCGACAAAUGGACAAACAGGAGGAUUGCAAUGCUGUGCAUCUCUGUUGAAUGUGUGGGUUUGUCUGCAGCGUCGGUCAACUGCAUGGUCGACUGGAGGGCGAGUGAGGUUCGUGUCGACUGCUCCAGGGACCUCGUCACUUCCCCUCCUGCACCCACUGGCUUCAUGACCAAACUGAUCAAAGACAUCAGCAGCACAGCCAAACACGUGAGCAACGCAGCACCAAGACUAGAGGCCGCAAAGAGACGCACAUUCACCCCUGCUCCUUGUCUGCCACGGGUGUACGGUUGGAUACACGCAGGUGACUCUGCAGUGUGGCGGGAAGCCUCUGCACCCGUCGUGGGCCGGCCUGCUGGUCUUCACCAAGGCCACUUCUCUCACGGUGGCGGGCCUGACGUCAUCCCGGGCGUUGUCGAGUGUGCCGCAGUGGAUGGCAGCCAAGAGCGACACCACCGGUGGCAAUCGCCACCUGCCCAACAUCACCACCCUCCACCUCGGCUUCGACGGGGGUGUGUGUGAUGACGUGCCUGCGGGGCCCGAUGGCCUUCGUGCGCUGUUGGGCAUAUUAGAUAGGCUCACGACAGUCAGUCUGACCUGCUUGUCGAACAUGGGCGUGGCAGCGUUUUGCCUAUCGCAGCUGCCCCCCACUGCCAAGCUAGAGAGCGUCGACGUGGUGGCAUUGGAUUGCAGCUCAGAUGUGCCCGCCAUCUCUGCCUGCACCCGAUACCCUCACAUCGCUUCCAUGACUGUCGAAGUGAUCGUUAGCAAAACGAUAGAUGAGAUUGCGUCUGGCGUCGCGUUGAUCGCUGCUGUGCGGCCUGCAACCGCUCGUCUGAAAGCGUCUGUCGGUCUGAGUGCUCUGCACAAUCGGGAGGGGUGUGAGAGCAGAGAGGCCGAGUUGCGUUCAGUGGUGGAGCAUUGCAUCGACCAGGCAGAGACAGCCCACUAUGGGCUGGUUGCCGAUGACAGCGAGUCGGGUGCGUAUGUAGAGUAUGUAGAGCUGCAGCUGGUGAGGCUGCCAACGCAUUCCUGACAUGUCUAUGAUGACUAGCUAGCUGUACAGAACAUCGUGUCUAGCGGGGACGGCUGGCUGUCUGGCGUGUGGUGACUGGAUGCUAUGCGAGUUGGCUAUUUCUGCACUCUGCCUUUCCUCGACCGAUCAGUGUGUGGGUGACGUGUUGAUGCAUUCGAUCAUACGUGGCUGCAGUGACACUGUUCGUGCUUAUCGCUAUCAAGCCUUCUCUGGCUGU
Vitrella brassicaformis is the source of this 3554-nucleotide messenger RNA. The record is from the annotation of a GenBank genome assembly. NCBI's taxonomy places the organism in Eukaryota, Vitrellaceae.